AUGUCUUCUCUUUUAAAAAAGCUUGCUGAAAUUACUUUGCCUGUAGAUGAAUAUAAUAUGCAUUUGAAUUCUCAAGGAAAUGUUGUAAAUGAAGAGUUAGUACAGCGUAAUUUUGAGUUUUUAGAAAAAAAAUUAUAUAAAUUAGCCUCUAAUACAGCACUUUUAUUGAACCAAAAUGAUAAAUUUCUUUCUUCUAUCACCAAAGACAAGAAUAGUCAUUUCAUCGAUCCAAUACAUGCUCUCUAA
Messenger RNA from Racocetra fulgida, 246 nucleotides. Lineage: Eukaryota; Fungi; Glomeromycota; Glomeromycetes; Diversisporales; Gigasporaceae. The record is from the annotation of a GenBank genome assembly.